GGGGACGAAACGUUUCGGCUAGCAAGAUGGCAGUGAAAUCCGAUGGCGUGGGGGUCGUUACCGGGUUCGCGCAGCUGGAUGAGCAGGAUGAAACGACGGCAAACGACGACGAGCUGGACAGCGCGGCCAUCCACAUCUGCCAUUGCUGUAAGUCGUCGUCGUGUUACUGGGGCUGCCGGAGCGCGUGCCUGCGCUCCCUCACGAGGAAGGGGAACCGGAGAGGAGGAAGAGGAGCGGAGGAGCGCCUAUGGCUGGACUGUCUGUGGAUCGUGCUGGCCAUGCUUGUGUUCUUUUGGGACGUUGGCACGGACGUUUUGUUGGCCGUGGAUUACUAUAGGAAGAGGGACUAUGCGUGGUUCGGGCUCACGCUCUUCUUCGUGCUCGCUCCGUCCGUGCUCGUGCAGAUCCUCAGCUUCAGGUGGUUCGUGCAGGACUACACGGGCGGAGGCCUCGGUCCGGUGCAGGGUCUCAGCCGAAGAGCCACCGCUGGACUGAGCGCAGGCAAGUACGGCAGACAUGCAUGCUGCCACAUCUCCAUCUGGACAUGGCAAGUGCUGGUGCAUCUUCUACAAAUGGGCCAAGUGUGGAGAUAUAUUCGGACUAUGUAUCUGGGCAUCCAGAGCCGGCGUCAGACCAGACACAGACGGAGAUUCUAUUGGGCCAUGAUGUAUGAGUAUGCUGAUGUCAACAUGCUUCGGCUGCUCGAGACGUUCUUAGAGAGUGCUCCCCAACUGGUGCUACAACUUUGCAUUAUGAUCCAGAAGAACCGGGCUGAGACUUUGCAGUGUGUCUCUUUAUUAGGCUCGCUGAUGUCUCUGUCCUGGGUGUUAGCUUCCUACCAUAAGCUCCUGAGGGACUCCAGAGAUGACAAGAAGAGCAUGAGCUAUCGAGGGGCACUGGUUCACAUCUUCUGGAGGCUCUUCACCAUUUCUUCACGGGUGCUCUCCUUUGCUCUCUUUGCAUCCAUCUUCCACAUCUACUUUGGCAUUUUCGUGGUGAUGCAUUGGUGUGCCAUGGCCUUCUGGAUUGUGCAUGGAGGCACUGAUUUCUGCAUGUCCAAGUGGGAAGAGGUGCUAUUCAACAUGGUAGUUGGCAUUGUCUACAUAUUCUGCUGGUUUAAUGUGAAGGAAGGCCAGACACGCUACCGGAUGAUGAUCUACUACUUUGUGGUGCUUGCCGAGAACACGGUGCUCACUUGUCUGUGGUACGCCUACAGAGACCCAACCACCACAGACUCUUAUGCAGUGCCAGUCCUGUGUGGCGUUUAUCUAAGUUUUGCCUCAGGAGUGGUCUUCAUGGGCAUCUACUAUGGGGUCCUUCACCCCAUGGGCCCUAGAAUGAGGGUGCUAGCCAGCUCCUGCUGUGCCGAUCUACUCUGGGGCCUUCCUUUACCCCCCGAGGCCGAACCAAUGGCACCAACCCCGGGUCAUUAUGCUGCACAGACAACCCCAAGCCGGGCAUCUACAACAGUUUAUGGGCAGCAAGAUGACUCCACAGCAGACACCUGUCUACCAGUGUUUCAGGUGCGCUCCCCUGAACCCGCCACGCCAUCGGGCCGCCAUCGACCAGAGGGGCCUCUCAUCAAGAUCGACAUGCCCCGCAAACGUUACCCAGCCUGGGAUGCUCACUUUGUGGACCGGCGCCUGAGAAGGACCAUUAAUAUCCUGCAGUUUAUCAGCCCCUCGGCUGUAGGGAUCAGGUACAGGGACGGGCCACUUCUCUAUGAGCUCCUUCAGUACGAGUCCUCUCUGUGACCAUAUCCUCACUCCUCCACACUUUUUAUUUCACUUGUUCUGUUCUA
Molecule: messenger RNA, 1801 nt
Organism: Tachysurus vachellii
Lineage: Eukaryota; Metazoa; Chordata; Actinopteri; Siluriformes; Bagridae
Gene: xkr6a
Product: XK, Kell blood group complex subunit-related family, member 6a
Exons: 3
Coding region: 27-1754 (575 amino acids)
Biological process (GO): phosphatidylserine exposure on apoptotic cell surface; engulfment of apoptotic cell; apoptotic process involved in development
Cellular component (GO): plasma membrane
Source: RefSeq, a predicted model, not a curated record